AUGCCCGCACUCGCUGACGGUCGUGUCGACGAACGCAUCCAAAACUACACCAAGUUCUGGCAGAAGGACAUCAGCAAGGAUGGCAAGGCAGAUACCGACAACCGUGUUGACAGCUACACGGAUGUUGUCAACGGCUAUUACGAUGGUGCGACCGGGCUCUACGAGUUUGGUUGGGCACGGUCGUUCCACUUCUGCCGCUUCUACAAGGGCGAGGCCUUCCAGGCAGGCCUUGCUCGUCAUGAGCACUACCUUGCGGCGCAGAUGGGCCUUCGCCCCGGAAUGCGGGUACUUGACGUUGGCUGCGGUGUCGGCGGGCCUGCGCGCGAGAUCGCGCGGUUCGCCGACGUGACGAUUGUUGGCCUGAACAACAACGACUUCCAAAUCGGUCGCGCGCGCAAAUACACCAAGCAAGCGGGCCUGGAGAACCAGGUUUCGUUCGUGAAGGGCGACUUCAUGAAGCUGUCUGAGCAGUUCGGCGAGAACUCAUUCGACGCUGUGUACGCUAUCGAGGCGACCGUCCACGCGCCUACAUUCGAGGGUGUGUACGGCGAGAUCAUGAAGGUGCUCAAGCCGGGAGGAGUGUUCGGUGUGUACGAGUGGGUCAUGACCGACGCGUGGGAUCCGUCUAUCCCCGCGCACAAGGAGCUCGCCAACCGCAUCGAAAUCGGCAACGGCAUUCCCGAAAUGCGCCCGCUCAAGCAGGCGCGUCAGGCGAUGCGCAACGUCGGCUUUGUUGUGGAGCACGAGGAGGACCUUGCAGACCGCCCAGAUGAGGUCCCAUGGUACUACCCACUCGAGGGUGACAUCCGCAAGGCGCAGACCGCGUGGGACCUGCUCACUGUCUGGCGCUGUAGCUGGAGCGGCAAGCUCGUGACACAUUACGGGCUAUGGUUCAUCGAGCAGCUUGGUGUCGUCCCCAAGGGCACCUGGGAGGUUGGUGAGACGCUCAAAAUUGCCGGAGACUCAUUAGUCGAUAGCGGCAGGGCUAAGCUCUUCACGCCAAUGUAUCUCGCCGUCUGCAGGAAGCCUGGCGGGAACUGA
Messenger RNA from Postia placenta MAD-698-R-SB12, 1041 nucleotides. RefSeq lists its product as hypothetical. Lineage: Eukaryota; Fungi; Basidiomycota; Agaricomycetes; Polyporales; Adustoporiaceae. Gene Ontology annotation, biological process: ergosterol biosynthetic process. The record is from RefSeq and is a predicted model, not a curated record. Bases 1 to 1041 code for a protein of 346 amino acids. The transcript is spliced from 5 exons. Gene Ontology annotation, cellular component: endoplasmic reticulum. Gene Ontology annotation, molecular function: sterol 24-C-methyltransferase activity.